Molecule: messenger RNA, 2380 nt
Organism: Hylaeus anthracinus
Lineage: Eukaryota; Metazoa; Arthropoda; Insecta; Hymenoptera; Colletidae
Exons: 6
Coding region: 704-2272 (522 amino acids)
Source: RefSeq, a predicted model, not a curated record
CCUACGUAUGUAUUUUGUGAUUUCAAGAUGGAAUGUCAGGUUAUUUUAUUUUGUAUUUCUUCAAAUGCGAUGAAUGUUCUAUAUAGUUGAAAUGUUCUGAUUCGAUAUAAAAAAAAAAAUGACGAAUUUAUCAAUGCGAAAGAGAUUUAGCGAAUUGUUUCAGUUCAAAUUAAUCAAUCGCGUAAAAUAUAAAAACGUUUGAAUGCAAAGGAAAUUACAACAGUUGCGCUGUAGUUCAGUCAUUUGUCCUGCUUUAGGAAUGGCGCAAAAUCACAGUGUACAUUUUCAUAACAAUCGAAUACGAUAAAUUACUGAUCAAAAGAAGAAAUACCACGAAAAAUAUGACGAGACGUAAGUUACUCUGCAAAGACUGGAAAUAUUAAUAGAGAACAGAAAAUCCCGCCCGACUUUAUCCGGUUCUUGAGUUUCUAUUUGGCUGUGUUCACGGUUCUAUCAUCUUGGCUUCUACCACGCCAAUCAAAUUGAAAUCUAACCACAAAACAUUGACCAAGAAAAACAAUGCUUCCGUUUCGAAUAAAUCUUCGCUGAGAAAUCUAUCCAAAUAUUAGAAAUCAAACAGAAAAAUGACACAAAGAAUAAUUGCGACAACAUUAUUUAAUUCCUCUUGGUGUAUUCUAACCUACUUUCCAUUUUCAAAUACGUGACACAAUAUCAUGAAUUAUUGUUAGCUGUUGGUUUUAUAAUGGAUGUAAAUACGGUGGAAGAUGAAGACGUAUCCUUCCAUUUGGGGGAAAUGUUUGACAGUUAUGAGGAAUUGGAACAUAAAUUGGAGAAAUUUUCAAAGCGUAGUCUAGUUCAUUAUUGGAGAAGGGACAGCAGAACGGUUAGCGGAGCUCAUAUGAAAACUGCUCGUCCAAUUAGCGAGCGUUUAAAGUAUUAUUCAGUAAAAUAUGCUUGUAUCUAUGGCGGUCAAAAGUUUCUACCUCGUGGAGCUGGCAGAAGACAGUCUCAAUCUAUACGGACAAACUGUCCUGCUCAUAUUAUGCUAAGAGCAUCGAAAGAUGGUACAAAGUUAGAAGUAACUAGCGUCAAUAAUGAACACAAUCAUGAAAUUUCAGAGGAAUUAUUUAAAAAUCUUCCACAAGAAAGAAAAUUAUGUGGUGAGAUUAAGCAGGAAGUACAAGACCUCAUGCAGUUACACAUAGACAGAAAGAGACUGAAAGAAUACGUUCGUUUACGAACAAACAAAAUACUUAGGUCUAAAGAUUUAUUUAACAUAGCAGCAGCUAAUAAACAAAAGAGGAACAUAACACCGGAAAGGGCAUAUCAAUUAUUUAAGAAAAUUCACGAUAUCGAAAAAAUGCAAGGGAGAGAUAACGAUAGGAAAACCUUUUCUGAGUCUGAAGAUGAAAUUGCACAGACAAUAAAGAGAAUGAAAAAGGAGCAAGAGUCUCCUUGGGGUCAAGAUAGAUUGCCAGCUGAACUAGAAGUAAGCGAAGGGAACGAUGGAGACGAUUCCUACAGCGGUCAAUUAACACAAGAAGAGGUAGUAGAUGAAAUUGAUACAACAGACGGCGAACUAUUGAGGACCAAUAACGACGGGGACAUAAUAGCAGCAAAUGGUGAAAUUGUAGGGGAGUUAGUAAUGCAAGACGGAGAUCCUUCCGUAAUCGUUGAAUCAAUCGUGAAUGCCGAUGGUUCUGUUUUCGUCGACGAAAGAGAAUUCAAUACUUAUUGUAAUAACCAUCUGUCGCAUACAGUUGACGUGAGUCAAUCCCCCAGCGCUAGAGUUUUAGAUAUCGAAACAAUCGCUCCUACCACCGACAUAGAAAAGAUCAAGGGAACGUCUGUCUCGCCUAAACAACAAAGCACGUCGCAAUCACAGCAAUCUGUAAAAUCACCGAACGCUUUCGACGAAACUACAGAUUCCAGAAUUUGGAUUAUGAAAGAAGCAACGAAUGCAGAGACAGAACCUGACAGCGGGCCCGAGAGCGACGCGAAUGGUACAAAGUCGACGAUGACCGCAAAAGCGGAUAUCGAUGCGUCCGAGGUGAUACUGUCUGACGAGGCCAGUCAUCAGUUGCUCCAGGAACAGUUGGCGGUGCUUCGUGCGGAAAAGGGGAAGCUAUAUCACGAGACUGAAAUGCUAAAACUUAAAAAGGACAAGUUAAAGUUACAGAUAAACUGUUACUCGAACGAGAUACGGAAGCAAGAAAUGGAGAAAGAGAAGCUGAGGCUCGAGAUUAAGUUGCUGCAGUCCAAAGUUAUGGAAGAUUCCAACGAUGUUUCCCAUUAUAUUUUUGUGCCUUGAGUGAUACAUCGUAACGGAACAAUUGUGUGAUCGUAAAGGAGAAAUAUUACGCGAGUGAAUUUUCAGCAAUUUUUUGUCUUUUAACAGUGAUUUCAUUCGAAUCGUCUU